This is a messenger RNA of Olea europaea var. sylvestris, 1575 nucleotides long. RefSeq names its product leucine-rich repeat extensin-like protein 3. The record is from RefSeq and is a predicted model, not a curated record. The transcript has a single exon. The coding region runs from base 13 to 1275 and encodes 420 amino acids. NCBI's taxonomy places the organism in Eukaryota, Viridiplantae, Streptophyta, Magnoliopsida, Lamiales, Oleaceae.
CAAGUUCGACACAUGACAAUGAUUUGGUCCAUCCAUAAAACAACGAUUGGACUAAUCCUUGUUUUCGUAACAUUUACGACUCAAAUUUCAGCUCAAUCGCACUGUUAUAUUUCAUCUUAUGUUCAGAACCUCGCUCCGAAUAUAAAUCAUUGUAUCAGUUGCAAUAGGAGUCCAUCUCCGCCGUGUGUGCAUAAGCUAAGCCGACCACCACCACCUCAACGAAAAUGGCUGCACAGACCACCACCUGCGCCUCUUGCGAGGCUCUAUUUCUACUCUCCUCCACUUCCUAGUUUGUCAUACUUGCCUAACCUUCCACCACAUACAGCCUUGUCACGACCGCCACCACCUCAACGAAUAAGGUUGCACAGACCAUCACCUCCGCCUCUUGCAAGGUCCAUCUUCUACUCUCCUCCACCUCCUAGUCUGUCAUUCUUGCCUAACCAUCCACCACAUGUAGCCUUGUCACGACCACCACCACCUCAACGAAUAAGGUUGCACAGAGCACCACCUCCGCCUCUUGCAAGGUCCAUCUUCUACUCUCCUCCACCUCCUAGUUUGUCAUACUUGCCUAACCAUCCACCACAUGUAGCCUUGUCACGACCACCACCACGUCAACGGAUAAGGUUGCAUAGACCACCACCUCCCCCUCUUGCGAGGUCCUACUUCAACUCUCCUCCACCUCCUAGUCUGUCAUCCUUGCCUAACCAUCCGCCACAUUUAGCCUUGUCACAACCACCCCCACCUCAACGAAUAAGUUUGCACAGACCACCACCUCCGCCACUUGCGAGGUCCAUCUUCUACUCUCCUCCACCUCCUAGACUGUCAUACUUGCCUAACCAUCCACCACAUGUAGCCUUGUCACUACCACCACCACCUCAACGAAUAAGUUUGCACAGACCACCACCUCCGCCUCCUGUUAGGUUCUCCUUCUACUCUCCUCCACCUCCUAGUUCGUCAUACUUGCCUAACCAUCCACCUCAUGUAGCCUUGUCACGACCACCACCACCUCAACGAAUAAGUUUGCACAGACCACCACCUCCGCCUCUUGCAAGGUCCAUCUUCUACUCUCCUCCACCUCCUAGUCUGUUAUCCUUGCCUAACCAUCCACCGCAUGUAGCCUUGUCACGACCAUAUCCGCCUCCUGCAUGGUCCUAUUUUCACUCUCCUCCGCCUCCUAGUUCGCCGACCUUCCCUAACCAUCCACCUCAUGCACCCUUGUCGCGACCUCCAAACAUCAUCUCCGGUGAGAUGAAAGAGUCGAUCAUGGCAUACUAGUGAACCAAAUUGGCAGCAUUAUCUCCCAUCAGCAAAAGCUAAUAAGGGAGCCACUUUGAUUGCAUUACAGGUUGAGACCUGACAAAAAUAAAAUGCCAUAAUGCUUGUUUUAUGGUUUAAGUUUGGUUUCUUCUUUCUUUUGGCAAUAGUUAUAUUGCAGUUCGGCUGGUUGCAAGGUAAUUCUAUGGGCCGGCAGAAAGAACAGGAAAUGUUUCUUUUUUUUCUUUUUUUGUUCGAAGGACGUGAUUUUUGUUGAAGCAACAUUUUAGUUUGAGAAGGAUUGUUGUGUUUUGAAUGAGA